Molecule: messenger RNA, 3145 nt
Organism: Carassius auratus (goldfish)
Lineage: Eukaryota; Metazoa; Chordata; Actinopteri; Cypriniformes; Cyprinidae
Exons: 2
Coding region: 34-2421 (795 amino acids)
Biological process (GO): DNA integration
Molecular function (GO): nucleic acid binding
Source: RefSeq, a predicted model, not a curated record
GCUGUACUUUCACAAGUACCAGAAAAUGGGGAUAUGGCAAGGCCAGUUUGUUUUGCAUUGAAGUGGGCUGUAUGUGACAAAUUUAGUCACUGGCUGAGAGGUCGCCCCUUCACAGUAUGGACCGAUAACAACCCCCUGACAUAUAUUUUGACAAAACCAAAACUGGAUGCUUGCGAGCACAGGUGGGUUGCCAAGUUGGCGCCAUUCCAGUUUGAUAUUAAGUACAUACCUGGUUCAAGGAAUAUUGUGGCAGAUGCUCUUAGUAGAGAGCCAUUUGUAAAACAGAGCACUUUGCAUCGCCUUACUAGAGUACCGUACAAUUUGCUGUUGCAAGAUGCGUCAGCAGUCCAAGGGGAACAAGUGCAAGAGGUUUUCAGAUGGUCUGCACACCCUUUUGAGCCGAACACUGAGCCGGGUAUUGAGGCAAAAUGUGACAUGUUGGCAGUGCAUUCCCAAGCACCGGUAAGUAGGCCAUCUGGUUCUUGGUCUGUGAUGGAAGUGUCUGCGGUCAUGGAGGCAAAAAGGUCUAAUUUGGUAACCUCACAUUGUGACCUUUUGUUGCCUCAGUUGAUUCAUCUUGUUUUACCUACUGAUCAACCAAUAUUGAAGGGCCUGUCACGUGAAGAGUUGGCAGAUAGGCAGCGUACCGACAACAUAUUGGCUAGGGUGAUUUGUUAUGUAGAAAGGGGUAAGAAACCAUCUAGUCGUGAGCGUAAACAGGAGCCAGUGGAAGUUGUCAGGCUGCUUAGAUCCUGGAACAAGUUUGAGAUGAGAGCCGGGAUACUUUACAGGGUUUCUCGGGAUGUGGUGUCAAAGAAAAAGUCAUUCCAAUAUGUUGUCCCAAAAUCAUUGGUGGUGACUGUGUUGAAGGGGGUUCAUGAUGACGCUGGCCAUCAGGGCCAACAGAGGACAUUGUAUUUGGUGAGACAACGUUUUUUCUGGCACAAACUUGAAGCGGAUGUGAGAGAUUAUGUCAAAUGCUGCAAGAGGUGUGUUUACGGUAAAUCACCUGAGCCAGAGGCUAGGGCUCCUCUUGAAAACAUUAUGACAUCUGAACCCUUGGAACUUGUGUGUGUCGAUUUUUGGUCAGCUGAGGACAGCAGGAAUAAGUCAGUGGAUGUACUUGUUGUCACUGAUCAUUUUACUAAAAUGGCACAUGCUUUUCAUUGCCCAAACCAGUCAGCCAAAGCUGUAGCUAAGCAAUUAUGGAGCAAUUUUUUUUGUAUAUAUGGCUUUCCCAAACGCAUUCACUCCGAUCAGGGAGCAAAUUUUGAAAGUGCAUUGAUUUCUGAGCUGUUGUCAGUUGCAGGGGUGGAAAAGUCACACACCACUCCAUAUCACCCAAUGGGUAAUGGGGGUGUGGAAAGAUUUAAUAGGACACUUGGAAACAUGAUUCGAGCACUCCCCCCUGCAGCGAAGCAAAGGUGGCCUCGACUGCUUAAAUCUCUGACAUUUGCAUACAAUUGUACGAUUCAUGAGACCACUGGAUAUGCACCUUUUCAACUGAUGUUUGGCAGGACCCCGAGACUCCCAGUCGAUGUGGUGUUUGGGUCAGUUUUGCGAGAUAAUGAUGUUGUUGACUACAAUGAGUACGUUAGGGAAUUGAUGGAAGAUCUCAAACAAGCAGUGACGAUUGCGAGAAGGACUGCUGGAAAACAACUGAAAAGACAUGCUGCUCUUUAUAACAGAAAGCUCAAGGGUGCUCCAGUAGAUGUUGGGGACAGGGUUUUGUUGGCAAAUAAGGGUGAACGUGGCAAGCGAAAACUGUCCGAUCGCUGGGAGAGCAGUCUGUACAUUGUAGUAGACAAAAAUGUUGAAACAAAUACUUUCAAAAUUGAGAAUUCUUCCUCAGGCCAAGUGAAGAUUGUUCAUCGUAAUUUGAUCAUGCCUGUGAAUUUUUUGCCUUUCCCUGAUGAUGUUGCAGAGAGACCUGUGGGAGGGGAAAGGUGUGUUGGCGGUGACCAAACUCACACGCUAGAGCACUUGGAGAGAACAGUUGAUGAGAGAACAGUUGCAUGGGUUUCGGAGCUUGAAUCUUCAAGAGAUUCCAAAAAGGGGUCAGAGGUUUCGGAAAUUGGCAAUGGUGCACAAGAAUGGCUUGUGUGUCAUAAUGAUUCCGGUGACCCCGUGGUAUUGGCUGAGUUGGAAGACUCUGUUGGAUUUGCAUGUUCAAUUGACAAUGAAUCUGAUCUGGACAUGAAUUCGAAUUUGUCUGCAUUUGAUCUAUCAUCAGAUGUUGACUCUCAAAGCAAUGUAACUACUGUGGUGUCAGCUCAAUUUGACAGCAAAACUGAUGUUGGAGGUUUGAUGACUUCAGUUAGAUCAAGAGCUGGAAGAAUUAUCAGACCGGUGGUGAGGCUUAUAGAAACAAUGCAAGUACAAAAAGUAGACAAUAAGGUUAAUGCCCCUGUUUGGAUCUAAUUUGUUUUAUUACUACUUUUAUUGUUAUGCUUUUGUUUUUAUUUUAUUUUAUUUUUUUCUUAUUUAUUUAUUUAUUUAUUUUUUGAUCCUGUUGUUCUCCCAUUUAGUUUUUUUUUAUAUUGUGAAUGUAUUUGGUCUGUAUAUCAAGAUGUGAUUUUAAGGGACUGUUUCUAUGUUGAUUGAGUGUACUGAACAUGUAACAGGCAUGUUGACCUAUGAGUUUGGAGGGGCGUAGCUAACCCCUUCUCCUCUAAUUCUUUGUAAGAAUAGUCUAUGAACUGGAAUGCUCAUCAACAUUCUUAUCUUGGAUAUAUUCAAAUUGCAUCUUGUUUUGAUGUGUUUUUGUUUUGUCAAGGUGUAAAUUUAUAUAUUUCUGUUUUGUAUUCUGCAGUUAUUUGUACCUGAGUGUCAUUAGUAGUGAGUAUGUUAUGCCAUGGUAGGUUAGAAUUGUUGCAAGUGGAGUUCAGGAGGGGAGAAUGUAACAGAGUUAUAUACAAAGUGUGUCUCCACUUGCAAAUAAUGAUAUAUCAAAUAAUCACAUUUACAAAUGACUAGAUGGAAAAAUGUUUAUCAGAGCUUCCUAUUGGCUGGCUGGUUCUACGUGCUGUGUACGCCCCUGUUGCGUUCGUCAGUUCAUUUGUAAAAAGGCCAGUGCGUGCCAGCACGAGGAGUGUCGAAUAUGCUGGAACUGAUCAACUCACUCUGUGUUAUCCUGUUUUCUCAG